CCUAUGCAACUCUCUACAACUCUAUGCGCACUUCCUUAUACACAAUGCAAGACACUACAACCCCAAUAAACAAUACUCCUAAGGAGGCAAGCAACAUCUUGCAUAGAGUUAAGGCCUUCGAAUCCUAUCUCCAGCGAAACAAGUACCCUUCACUCAAGAUUACCCUACCCAACAAUGACUUCUUACUCGACACGUCUUCUACCAUGGAUAAGGAAUGCUCUACGCACAGGCACCUUGAAUUACUACAUUCGCUCCGACUAGGAUCCGUCUUUUGCUUGCAUGAAUUCGUACAUGACGAUGGACCUUGUUCUAAGUACCUUGUCGACGUUAUGAUUGUUGAUCUCUUUCAAUGCUCCUAUCAUGGUAGUAUGGUUGUUUUUGCUUUGCUCUUUGACACCAAGACCGUACGGGAUGCUGCCCUACCUGGGUGUAUUUGGCCAGAUCAACUUCAAGGCGACAGGAUGCCUACCUACCUACUAAGCAACAAAUUCUAUGCAAUGAAGGAGUCUACCUUUUCCGCGUCUCAAUCCCGUUUUACCAUCGAGACGGUAUCCCCUUUCUAUGGCUUCAACUUCUACCUCAGAGAUCUAGAGGAGUUUGAUGGAUCUUGCUUAGCAGUAAACCGCGCCUUUACUUCCUACCACGGACCCAUUAUGGAAACGUUCAACAACACGCUCCCCCUAGAGCUUAGGCGCAUGGUGUACAGGGAGCUGUUUUCGCCUAUGACGUUUGGCGUACAUCUUAUCAAGGACUACAUAGGACAAGUAGAGGGGGACAUGGAGGGAGAUCCAGCACAGUCUAUUCUAGUAACGGAUGACUUCGAGACCGAUUUUGCAGACGGGUAUAGCCUUCUCUUGACCCUAAGGGAUGUACAAGACUCGUUGAAUGAAAUCUAUGUAUGGAAAUCCGACACAAUUCACGAUGACAUCCUUCGUUCUGGUAUAGCGUCGUCUCAAGCACUCAUUCUCAGACGAGGCGAAGAGGGAAUUGUUAUUCCACUUCCAGCACUCGUGAACCUAAAUAUCCGUUGUGGUAAUGAAGGAGCCCUAACUAUUCCACCGUUUAAUCUAGUUAAGAACUGCCUGAAGGUCUUUAGCACGCUUCGGAAGGUUACUAUUACUAUAUCAGAACUCAACGUACCAGUACUGACUGAGAGGAGGCUAGCCGAAGGUAUGGCACUGAUUGAAGCUAUAAACAAAAGAAUUACAUGGGAUGUUACCUAUGGAUGUGAUACUUGGUAA
Molecule: messenger RNA, 1241 nt
Organism: Aaosphaeria arxii CBS 175.79
Lineage: Eukaryota; Fungi; Ascomycota; Dothideomycetes; Pleosporales
Exons: 2
Coding region: 24-1241 (405 amino acids)
Source: RefSeq, a predicted model, not a curated record